CAAGCAGCAUGAGCAGCAUCAGGGUACUCGCAGGUCUGCUGGCGCUUGCCGCCCUAGUGGCCGCCGAUCCCUCAGGAUUUGGUGGUCUCGGCUUCAAGAAGGGCUACCAGGACGGAUACGAAGAGCAAUUUGGAAAUGCCAACAAGUACCAGGGCGGUGCUGGUGGCGAGUUUGACAAGGCGUUCUUUGAAAAGGGUGGUCAGCAGGCGGAAAAAGGCUACAAAGGACUGAGCGGAUACGACCGCAACGUUGGCGCCAAACUGGACAGCAAACAGGAGCAGGGCUUUUACGGAGACACAAACGGCGCCAGCAAGAAGUACGACGAAGGACGACAGUACGGCGGCGGCUCCAACUACAAGGCCGGCGGCCAGCAGGCGGCCGGACUUAACAACAAGGGCAGCCACAAGAAGGGCUUCAAAAAGGAGGGCUUUGAGAACUCGCACCACAAGGAGGAGAGCGGCAAGAGCACCACUUUCUACGACGAGUCGCACGACGGCGGCGAGCACUUCUCCAACAAGGGCCACGAGGAGUUCUUUGGCAACCAGAAGGGUGAGAAACUCGGAGGCGGAUACCAAAACUCUGGACUGCAGGGCUCCAAGGUCGGCAAGGAGGGUCACUACAACAACGGGCACAACUUCGAAGACCAGAAGGGCCACAAGGGACAGCUCGGACAGGAAGGUUACUCUGGCAGCCAAGUUGGCUUUGGUAACACUGGAGGUUACAACAAGGACAACAAAUUUGGCACUCAAGCUGGAUUUGGAGGCCAGUCCAAGCACGGCGUUGGCUACACCGCAGGGAACACCGUCGGAGGAGGCUAUGGAGGCGCUGGACCUGGCUACGGAGCUGCAGGCCUGGGCUAUGGAGGAGCAGGACUAGGAUAUGCCGGAGGCGCCGGUCUUGGUUACGGAGGGGCCGGUUUGGGCUACCAAAACGUGGGAGGUGCUAACUUGGGCUACGGAGGAAUCGGUGGUGCCGCUGGAGGUUUGGGUUACGGAGGAAUUGGCGGCGCUGCCGGAGGCCUGGGUUAUGGUGCUGCUGGAAUCGGGGGCAUCGGAGGUGCCGCCGGAGGAUUGAGCCUCAGAGGAGGCGCUGGACUCGGCUAUGGGGGUGGUUUAGGAGUUGGCCGGGCUGGGGGUCUCGGGGGUAACUACGGACUGGGAUUGGGCAUUGGUAGAUUCGGGGGCGGCGUGGGUUCAGGCGCCGGUUACGGGGGCGGACUGGGAUUUGGAGCAGGUAAAUUGGGAGGACUGGGUUACGGGGGCGGCCAGUUGACAGGCGCUGGAUAUGGAGUGAGCAGUUAUGGCAAAUAAUCUGUCAAUCGCCUAUUCAAACUCAAGCACUGCUGCACUUGCAAAGGAGUGACGUUAGAGACUGUUGGGUAUUUUGAUUGAUGGGUUGAGGGAUGGUUGAAGAUUAAUUUUUUACUGCACAAAACGGCACCAAUCAAAGUUGCUAGAAGCGCGAGCUGUGUUCGCUAAGGCGCCUUUUGUACCAUUUUUGUACAUUCUGCUGCAAAUAAAUUUGAUUUUUAAAA
Molecule: messenger RNA, 1534 nt
Organism: Neocloeon triangulifer
Lineage: Eukaryota; Metazoa; Arthropoda; Insecta; Ephemeroptera; Baetidae
Exons: 3
Coding region: 9-1310 (433 amino acids)
Source: RefSeq, a predicted model, not a curated record